AAUUCAUAAGUCAACCAAAAUGUAAGCACCUGCAAUUAAUCCUUGCAUACCACCUUGAAAACUCAACUCUCUGGCAUACAUCCGUUCAGUCUAACAGGUUUGAUCUGCGAUGGAAUCCAUGCUGCAUGCCAUGCCCCAUAUUAAUCAUGGCAGUGUAGGCAAAUAAGGUGCAGAGGCUUGUAUUGUUUCUAAAAAUGCAAAAGCAAGAGAUAAAUAUUCCACUUCAUUCGUGAAGAAAAAACAACAAUAAACAAGAUCUUAUCAUUCUUUUUUUAUGUGAUUUUCAUCAAAUUUUUCCUUAAUACCAAACAGCCAAAUUUGUCUCAUUCAAAGUCCAUCUCCAAAUUAUCUUCGACCCUAACGGGAAAGUAAUCAAUGCCUCCUCCUCACUGAUGGGUCAGUUGAUCAUUUCUUGUAUACCCUCUUCUAUAAUUCAUCUUAUCUUCCCAAACUAGAUGAAUCACUGAUAUUUCUUUGCAGAAUUAAAUGUCAGCUUCAAUUAUUCUUCAUUCAAAGACCAAAAUGGCAAACUGAAAGGGAAACAAUAAGCACAGCAAGAAACACGAGGGGGUAGUUAGAACCAAGAACAACACCAAACUUGUUUCAAAAAAAUUUUGGGCUUUCUUUGUUCCUCUGCCCAUAUUUCAGGAAGAUAGAAAUACCCAACUCAUCCUCAUCAUCCUUUUUCUCCCUCUCUCAAAUGGGUUCAUUUUGGUCUUCUCUUCUUCACCUUCUUUUUCUUCUCUUCCUUGUCCUUGUCUCUUCAUCUUCUUCUUCAGCUGAUAACAAUGAUCUCUUUGAAAUAUGGUGCAAACAAAAUGGAAAGAUCUAUUCUUCUCCAGAAGAAAAACUCCAAAGAUUUCAAGUGUUUGAAAAAAAUCUUGCAUUUGUCAACGAACAUAACAAUAUGGAAAAUUCCACUUACACCCUUGCUUUGAACUCUUUUGCUGAUUUAACCAACCAUGAAUUCAAAGCUUCAAGAUUGGGUCUGUCUGCUUCUAAUGGAGUUCCAAGGAACUAUUCAUCAUUUCUUGGAGCAGGGACUGUUGGUGAUAUUCCAGCUUCUCUUGAUUGGAGAGAGAAGGGAGCAGUUACACCUGUGAAAGAUCAGGGUAGUUGUGGUGCUUGUUGGUCUUUCUCAGCUACUGGUGCAAUGGAAGGCAUAAACCAGAUAGUCACAGGAUCUCUUGUUAGUCUAUCUGAACAAGAGCUAGUUGAUUGCGACAAGUCUUACAAUAGUGGGUGCAAUGGUGGACUUAUGGAUUAUGCAUAUAAAUGGGUUGUGAAGAAUGGAGGGAUUGACACCGAGGGAGAUUAUCCAUAUCAAAUGGGAGACAAAACCUGCAAUAAAAACAAGUUAGAAAGGCGUGUGGUAACUAUUGAUGGUUAUACUGAUGUACCAGCAAACGAGAAUGAAUUACUCAAGGCUGUUGUAACUCAACCCGUGAGUGUGGGUAUAUGUGGUAGUGAUUCGGCAUUCCAACUAUACUCCAAGGGGAUCUUCAGUGGACCAUGUUCAACGUCUUUGGACCAUGCUGUGCUGAUCGUUGGGUAUGGGUCUGAAAAUGGGGUUGAUUACUGGAUUGUGAAAAAUUCAUGGGGAACAAGUUGGGGAAUUAACGGGUACAUGCACAUGAUACGUAAUGGUCCGAGUAAAGAAGGUGUAUGUGGGAUAAACAAGCUAGCUUCAUACCCAACUAAGACAAGUGCAAAUCCACCAACGCCUCCUAAACCUCCGGGUCCAACUAAAUGCAGUCUUUUCACCAAGUGUGCAGCAGGGGAAACCUGCUGUUGUGGCCACACUUUUCUGGGAGUAUGCCUUUCAUGGAAAUGUUGCCCACUGGAUGGUGCUGUGUGCUGCAAGGACGGCAAGCACUGUUGCCCGCAAGAUUAUCCAAUCUGUAAAACAGAAACAAACCAAUGCUUCAAGGCAACACAAGGUACUGGGAAUUCAACGUUUACGAAAGCCCUUGAAAAGAGAAGUUCUUCAGGAAAUUUUGGAGAUUGGAGUGCCUUUUUAGAGGCAUGGAAUUUCUAAUAUCUCAUACUUACACUAGUAGCCUAAGCUGGUUGAGUUAACUUCUGCUGUACUAGUAAUGUACUGUAUUACAUUGCACCUGGCUUCGCCAAGGUUGGGACCUGUUAUUUAUUUAGUCCCAAAUGCUUAUAUGAUUGUAGUUUUCAGACAGUUUCCAUGUUCAUAUUUAUAUACGAACAAAUAAGCAGUGUCAUGAAUGUGUGAAUAAGUACACGAAAUGCUUCUCUUAAAUAAAUCGGAUCUAUGGGGUUAUAAAUGGUUAUGUAAAGUCGUGGGUUACAAACAAUAAAGCCAAAUUUGUUUCCCA
This is a messenger RNA of Papaver somniferum (opium poppy), 2345 nucleotides long. Its product is annotated as low-temperature-induced cysteine proteinase-like. Gene Ontology annotation, cellular component: lysosome. Bases 701 to 2038 code for a protein of 445 amino acids. The record is from RefSeq and is a predicted model, not a curated record. NCBI's taxonomy places the organism in Eukaryota, Viridiplantae, Streptophyta, Magnoliopsida, Ranunculales, Papaveraceae. The transcript is spliced from 5 exons. Gene Ontology annotation, molecular function: cysteine-type endopeptidase activity.